ACAAUUCACUUAUAAAUGCAAUUAAAUAAUACAUAAUACAUAAAUACAAAAUAAUUUUAUUUCGCCAACCAUAUUAAAUUGUGCAUUUUUAUAAUUUAAUAUAAUUUAUACUUUUAAUAAAAGUUAAACAUCGUUAUAAUUAAAUUUAUUUAAAAUGAGACACAUUUUAAUAGUAUUAUCGUUCAUGUUUAUAGUCGCCAACAAUUACUGGCUUAAUUGUGUGGCUGAAAGUACCAUGGAAAAGUUUGAGAAAAUACAAUCACUACUGUGUGUCCCCAAUAAGACAGACACAGCGAUUGUGGAUAAAGUGAUUGAAUGCGCGCCGAAACACAAUCAAACGGCUGAAGAGAUAGCGUUUGAUAAAAAACUUUCAAUCAAACAAACUGAUUGCGCAAAAAAUGCUGAUGUGAGCGCCUACACCAAAGUGGAUCAAACAGUUAUGAUGCGCAAGGGAGCAUUGUUUUUGUAUUGCGAUAAAGAGUUUCUCAAUUGUUUGGCCAAAGUGUUUGUCGAUAAUAAAGAUUUAAUGGAUGAGCAAAAACGUAUAGACAACGCAACAGAUACAGCGGUUUAUGAGAAACAAUAUCAAUGCCUACUGGACAUAUUCAAGAAUUAGCGAUGACAAACUAUGAACAUGAACCAGAACAAUUAAUUUGACAGUCACCACUACUCUUUAUUCUUAUAAUUGAACUUUUAUUUUCACCCUGAUUAGAAUUGACAUGAAAAACUAAAUACAUGUAUUUCAAAUAAUGUUAAAAUGUUCCAAAUCAAAUCAUUUUAUUUUUUAAAUUAUAUACAAAUAUAAUUAAAAAUUU
Molecule: messenger RNA, 815 nt
Organism: Oppiella nova
Lineage: Eukaryota; Metazoa; Arthropoda; Arachnida; Sarcoptiformes; Oppiidae
Source: the annotation of a GenBank genome assembly